AUGUCUGGAACACGCCCAUUCCCUCGAAAGACUGCCGCCGCCAUUGCUGUGGUCGGUGUAAUUGGUAUUAUUUCCGCCCGAAAUGCCUCGCUCCGCAAUGAAGCCUUUGCGGAGCAUCCAAAGCCAUGUGGGGGACCGGGGGGCCCAGGUCGCGGCCCCGGUGGUGGUGUCGGUGGAAGAAUGGGAUUUUCGACCCUGCGCCUCGAAAGCUCCCAGCAAGUGAACCACAACACUAAACGCCUCCGCUUCCAACUGCCAGACCCAAACUCUAACGCAGGCCUAGGCUUGACCUCAUUCAUUUUGACAUUCCAUAAACCAAAGGACGCUUGGUUGCCGGUAAUUAGGCCUUACACGCCAAUCAACAACUUUGAUGAACCUGGCUACAUUGAACUCCUGGUCAAAAAAUACCCCAAUGGCAGGGCAAGCUCAUACCUGCACUCUCUCAAGCCUGGCGAUGAGCUGAAAGUCCGCACGCCCAUGAGUAGCUUCAAAUGGAAACCCAAUGAGUUUGAAAAUAUCAAUCUCAUCGCUGGCGGUGCUGGCAUCACACCGAUGUUCCAGCUUAUGCAAGGCAUACUGAACAACCCCGAAGAUCGAAGCAAAAUCAAGCUGAUCUUCGGUGUCCAAACGGAGAAAGAUCUUGUGUUGAAACAAGAACUUGAUGCCUUUGAACAAAAAUUCCCUGAUCGUGUCAAGGUUGUCUAUACAGUCUCGGAUCCUGAUGAGGGAUCGCCCUUCACCAAGGGCAGGGUCACGAAGGAAUUGUUGGAGAGGGAGUUGGUGGGCGCCAAAGAUAGCAAGGCAACCAAGGUCUUCCUUUGUGGACCUCCCGCUAUGGAAGCGUCAGUUUUCGGCAGCAAGGGGUGGAUCUCGAACCAGAAGGGUUUCCUGGAGGAUCUUGGUUACACAUCAGACCAGGUCCACAAGUUCUAG
Molecule: messenger RNA, 933 nt
Organism: Penicillium longicatenatum
Lineage: Eukaryota; Fungi; Ascomycota; Eurotiomycetes; Eurotiales; Aspergillaceae
Product: cytochrome b5 reductase family protein
Exons: 3
Coding region: 1-933 (310 amino acids)
Biological process (GO): ergosterol biosynthetic process
Molecular function (GO): cytochrome-b5 reductase activity, acting on NAD(P)H
Source: RefSeq, a predicted model, not a curated record